Molecule: messenger RNA, 844 nt
Organism: Cygnus atratus (black swan)
Lineage: Eukaryota; Metazoa; Chordata; Aves; Anseriformes; Anatidae
Exons: 1
Coding region: 1-795 (264 amino acids)
Source: RefSeq, a predicted model, not a curated record
AUGGCUGAGAAAGCAGAUGUAAUACCAAGAGAUGAAAAGGAGAUCCAAAAUAACAGUGAGGAAGACCCAUUUCCCACUUGUGAUGUUGUAACAGCAUCCCCUGGUUGCCCUGCCAGUCUGUUUUUGGCCAGCCUUAAUGAAGACAAGGGAAGUUCAGUGGUGCCAGAAAGACUGUCUGUCCUCUCUAGCAAGGCUGUGGCCCAAGCAAAAUCCCUUGCUGGCCCAGAUAUCAUCAGUGGCAGCCAGGCACAGAGCAGGGCCUCUGGGUUGGCAAAGUACCAGCUGACAGCUGUAAAUGCACCAGCAGAGGGCUCGUCGUACCCCUUGGCAGUCUGCAAACCUGUGGACAUUACUUUACUGUGCUCCAAAAGCCUCUGCUGCGACUGCAACCAGGAUUUGGAGGUACCACAUCCCCCUGAGGUGUCCAAGGUGGCUGGUGAGCCCCUCGAGGCAGUGAAGAACCUUGGGUGCUGCCACAUGCAGGGUGCCAGCACACAGUAUGCGGGGAGCGGCACUAAGGGCAUUGUGGCCCCUUGCAGUCUGGGCCUGGCCAUUUGGAUGAAGACCACAAAAGUAAUGAAGACUUUAGAAAAUAAGAAAAAGGAAGAAAAGGAGAAGUACCGGCUACAGCUAGCUAUGUACCGAAGACUUCUACUGUUGCGUUCGAUCAGGAGCUUGCACAAACAGCUGGAGCAGCAGCAGGCCAGGUUGCAGGAAUGUUAUGGCAUGGUAAUAAAUACCAAGAAAGAAGUGUUGAAACACAUUCACUCAGCCUCGCCCUCACCUUCUCCAUAAUCAUGUUGCUGCAUGUAGAAAUGAGCUUUGUAAUGCCACUGGAGCAAUC